Molecule: messenger RNA, 983 nt
Organism: Zerene cesonia (dogface butterfly)
Lineage: Eukaryota; Metazoa; Arthropoda; Insecta; Lepidoptera; Pieridae
Gene: Gos28
Product: Golgi SNAP receptor complex member 1
Exons: 6
Coding region: 173-853 (226 amino acids)
Biological process (GO): endoplasmic reticulum to Golgi vesicle-mediated transport; vesicle fusion
Cellular component (GO): SNARE complex; Golgi medial cisterna; Golgi membrane
Molecular function (GO): SNAP receptor activity
Source: RefSeq, a predicted model, not a curated record
UGAGAUGAGAAUGACACUAACGAAUGACGUUGAAGACUGCUUGUUUCUUAUUAUGAAUUGAAGUGAUAAUAUUUAAUAAUAUUCACCGCUACUCGCAAGAAAGAUAUAAUAAAUAGUGUGUAUGCAAAACAGUACUCAAGAAUCAAAUUUGUAAAAAUAAAACAUCAUCAAAAUGAACAAUAUGUCUUCAUGGGAAGAGUUAAGGAAACAGGCUCGACUGCUCGAAAAUGAUAUUGACGUAAAGUUAGUAGCCUUUAGCAAGUUAGGGGUAAGCACAGGAUCCUCGAGCCUUAAUUCUGAAAGUGCACCCUUGAUAAACAGUGAUGAUAUGUUUGACACUAUGACUAUGGAACUCCAACAACUGCUUAAUAAGUUGUCAGCAAUUAAUGACAAAAUGGCCGACAUAGCACCCAGUGGAGCAGCAACAUUGCAUACAUUGAAGAGGCAUAGGGAAAUUUUAUUGGACUAUCAACAAGAGUUUUCCAAAACAACAGCGCGCGUGAACGCUCGUCGGGAGCGGGAGGAGCUACUUAGAGGCGGAAGCCCUACUCCCACAACCUCUGCUGGGCUAAGUAGAAGGGAUCAGUAUGCUAAGGAAGCAAAUCAUUUACACAGUUCACACAUAUUAGUCGAUGAGCAAUUAAAUAUAGCAAUGGAAGCGCGAGAGCAUCUUACGUCACAACGGCAAACAUUCAAACGGAUGCAGACACGAUUUAACGACAUUACGAAUAGGUUCCCAAUGCUAAACAGCUUGAUGUUCAGGAUAAAUGCAAGGAAACGGAGAGACUCCCUCAUCAUUGGUGGGGUGGUUGCCGUAUGCACCUUCCUCAUGCUAUUAUAUGCAUUCCAUUGAAAUUAAUUUCAGUUAUUAUUAAGUAAAGGUAACUAAACCUGUAUGUACCACAUAAAAUAAAUAAUUUAUUCAUGUAAAACCAGUGUAUUUCAUCUAAAUGUUAUCAAUGUCAAUACAGUAAUUUAAAGAC